AUGGUUGGUAAGGAAAAAGCCCAUCCUGAUCUAGCCCAUGAAAAAUGCCAAAAAAUAAUUGAAGAACUAAAAAGUCAAUCCCCCAAAAUUGAAUUAAAAGAUAACAUUCGUCAGCAUCUUGCAACAAGUUCGCUAUGCCCUACAGGCACGAGCAGCACUAAUAGUGUUUAUUUUGCCUGCAGUAAACUCGUGCAAGCAAUAUCGUGUGAAGGUGGCAACUAUUUGUGUGCUGGCAUUGUGGGAGAUAAUCAAAUUACUAGUAGUACUACUUUAGGAGCUUGUUCUUCUUACAGUCUUAGUAUGUUUUGCGGUUGGGACAACGCCACUAUUAAUUCAACAACUUCCAUCAUUGCUAGUAGUAGUUUUACUUUAACUUCUCCUACUAGCAUCUCCAAUGCCACACCUAUUUCAUCCUCGACUACUUCUGUUGAUUCUUCGGAUGACUAUAACUUAACACAAAAAAUUGCUAUCCCUAUUGGCACCGUAGUUGGAGUAACCGUUGUCGGCGGAACAGUUUAUUUAAUUUCUCGCAAAAGAAAAAAUAAUAAUUCUUCUACUCAAGAACAAAACAACAGCAAGAAUAUUGCUAAUCGAACUCCUGAACAAGAGCAGGAAUUACAAGACAAAAAAAAGGAAUUAGAAAAGUUGGAAAAAGAAACUAAAUCCUCUUCUUCGGCCUUCUGA
This is a messenger RNA of Entrophospora sp. SA101, 684 nucleotides long. The record is from the annotation of a GenBank genome assembly. Lineage: Eukaryota; Fungi; Glomeromycota; Glomeromycetes; Entrophosporales; Entrophosporaceae.